AUGUUUCCAACCAAAGACAAAGAUCGUCCACCAUCUCCGCUGAACAAGGAAACCUCUUCAGCGCCCCAUCGUAAAAAGCGCAAAAUGCCACCGCAGAGAACCUAUCGAUCUCCACCUUCUCCGCAGAAAUACAUGGAAAGUAAACGGAGCAUUCCGCAGUCUCCGCCGCGUAGACAUCCAUCUCCGCCAGGGAAUAAACAUCUAUAUCCGCUGCAGAACUAUGGAUCUCCGCCAAAACGCAUGGAAAGCCAACGAAUGUUUGCGCCGCCUCCGCCGCGUAGACACCGAUCUCCACGGCCUCCGCCGGGGAUUAGAGAUAUAUCUCCGCCGCCGCCGCCGCCGCCGCCGCCGCCGCCGGGACACGUGGUAAACAAAGAGAAAGUUCCGCCGACUCCACCGACGCAUCGUGUUGAACAACCCGUCAUUCUAACACCACCCAGUAAAAGAUCAUGGAUCUCAUUUUGA
Ostrea edulis (European flat oyster) is the source of this 465-nucleotide messenger RNA. RefSeq lists its product as uncharacterized. Bases 1 to 465 code for a protein of 154 amino acids. Lineage: Eukaryota; Metazoa; Mollusca; Bivalvia; Ostreida; Ostreidae. The transcript has a single exon. The record is from RefSeq and is a predicted model, not a curated record.